Spathaspora passalidarum NRRL Y-27907 is the source of this 2124-nucleotide messenger RNA. RefSeq names its product GET complex subunit. The record is from RefSeq and is a predicted model, not a curated record. The transcript has a single exon. Lineage: Eukaryota; Fungi; Ascomycota; Pichiomycetes; Serinales; Debaryomycetaceae. Gene Ontology annotation, biological process: retrograde vesicle-mediated transport, Golgi to endoplasmic reticulum; protein insertion into ER membrane. Gene Ontology annotation, cellular component: GET complex. Bases 25 to 966 code for a protein of 313 amino acids.
AUAUCAUACACUAACCUACAUAAUAUGUCAGAACCAGAAGUUAAAAAGGAAUUGACUGAAGCUGAAAAGAGACAACUAUUACGAGAAAGAAGGAAAGCCAAGAUGGCCAAGGGUCAAGCAUCCGAUAGAUUAAACAACAUUUUAUCUCAAGGAUCAUCAGUUAAAACCAAUGUCAAAUCAGUUUUAGACGAAGAAGAAUCGGUUGCCAAGGCUACAUCACCUAGCCUUUCUAAUGAAGAAGAUGACCCCGAAAUCCAGGAUAUUACCUCAAUUGCCAUGCAACCACCCAUAUCACCAACUCCACCAAUUGGUGAAGGAACACCAGAAGAUAUUGAUGCAAUUUUCAAUAAAAUCUUCCAACAACAACAACAACAAUCAGGUGAUUUCAAGGAAGGUGAUGGUAAUGACCCAAUGGCUAACUUAAUGAAGAUGUUUUCUGAAGGUGUGCCAGAACCUGGAUUAUCAAGAGCAACUACUGAAAAGCCAUUUGACCAAGACCCUGCUAUUGCCAAGUAUCAAAUGGAACUUUAUGAAUAUCAACAAUACCAACACAAACUUUGGAAAUUUAGGUUCUUAAUUAUAAGAUUCAUCUGUACUUCAGUUAACUUCUUUUACCAUUUUCUUACUAUCCCUGAUAAUGCCUUCCGUGCUUCCAGUCAUUCAUAUGUGAGAGGUUUAGUUUCCAGUACUCCUGUAAAUACGUUUAUUAUGUGGUUUCUUACAAUUGAAGCAGCUAUACUUGCAUCAUACUACUUUAUAAGUUCUAAAAACGGAUUGUUUCAAACUAGAAAUGAAAAUAGUUUAAUUUUGAAGGGUUUGUCUUUAGGUGCUAUGGUUUUACCUCAGCUCAAUGCAAUUAAACCAAUAGUUGCUAGAGUAUUCCAAUAUCAUGACCUUGUCGGUAUUGUAUUAGGUGAUUUAGCAUUAGUUGUUGUUUAUUUCGGUUUAUUAAGCUUUACGCGUUAGUUAACUAUAUACAUUUUAAAUCUUUCCUUGUCUUUUGGCAGCAAUAAUCUUAUCAGCACUCAGGAAUUGUCUUGUUUUCCAUACGUUAUAUAAUAAUAAUAUUGUACUUGCAAAUGAAACUCCAAACCACGUAACCAAGUAUUGCAUAUGAUUAUUGUUUAAUUUAAUCUUGGGAGUGGCUGCAAUAGGAACACCUUCUUUGAUAAAUUCAAAUUCUUGAAAUUGUAAUGUUUCAUCUUGUUCUGCGAGUUUUGCAAUGAAGGCAUCAUCAUCAGUUACAUUUUGAUCCUUUGAAUGAACCAAUAACCCUAAUAUUGACAGUUUCUUCUUGCUUGUAUUAUCGUCCUUCUUCUCUUUCUUCCACUCGAUAUGAUCACGUAAAUCAUAAAUCAUUUGACAAUAGAUAGGUAAGGAACCAGAUUGCUCAGCCAUAGCAGGAACAUCAGGGAAGUGGAACACUCUUGAUCCCAUUUCAUGUUCAAAUUGUAUGGAAGAUCUAGUGGGCAUGAUUCUAAAUAAUGCUUCAAUCUCAAUUUCUCCUUGAGGCAUGGCCAAAUGUGAUAAAUAACCUGUUUUACGUCUUUCUGGAAUGACCAUAUCCUUAUGGAUCCACCCACGUUCAAUCAAAAUCGGCUUACCUCCAGAAGAUCUAACAAAUGGAGUAACAACAAGAUAUCCAGCAACCCCAUCUUUGAUUCUGGGGCCUAAAAACAUCUCAUUAUCAUAAUCAAAAUGACCCUUAACUUUAAAUUUUCUAUAUUCAAAAUCAGGAAUAACACUAGGAUCCAACACUGCUGGUAAAUCAUCCAUUGAUGGUUGGGCCAAUGCAUUUUCACACUUUGCUAUCAAAUCGGUUUUCCACUUCAACCGCUUAACUUGCCAACAUCCUAACCAAAAUGAAAUUAUUGGCAUGGCAAGCAUCAAUCCUAAGAAGAAUGCUCUAAGUUUAGGUGAUUUGGCUUGUUGUUCAAGCAAGGAUAAAUUUCCAGAUACUGAUUUAAUAGGUUUCCAAUCUAACGUGGAUGUCUUGACCGAUCUCUGGAAUUGCUUUAAUUGACUUCGGGCAUGGAUUAGUCUUUGUUGAGCUCCUCUUCUAGCAAUAGUCCCUAUUCCAACAGAAUUAAGUAACAUGGCUGAUAUUGAAUAUACUUUUGCUUA